This is a messenger RNA of Olea europaea var. sylvestris, 1050 nucleotides long. RefSeq lists its product as uncharacterized. NCBI's taxonomy places the organism in Eukaryota, Viridiplantae, Streptophyta, Magnoliopsida, Lamiales, Oleaceae. The coding region runs from base 1 to 1050 and encodes 349 amino acids. The record is from RefSeq and is a predicted model, not a curated record. The transcript has a single exon.
AUGUUAACUGUUAUAUGCGCAGACGAUAAUUGCAAAUGGAUGUUACGUGCUUCGAGUGUAAAGCAAUCUGUAAUAUUCAUGAUCCGUAAAUUCAACAAUGUGCACACAUGUUCCGUAGAUUUUCAUCGUAAUGCACGUCGACAUACCACUACUUUUGUAAUUGUCGAGCAUAUUUUGGGAAGAUUGGAUAAUCUAUACCGAUCGUACGAUCCUACCGCUAUUGCACGUGACAUGGAACGCGAGUUUGGUGUGAAAAUAAAUUGUCAAAAAGCACAUAGGGGCAAGGUGACCACUUUACAUAUGCUACACGGUACACCGAUGGAUAGUUUUCAAAAACUAUCGUCAUACUGUCACGUCGUAGGAGAGAGUAACCCGGGGACAGUAACAUACAUAGAAGUUGAUUCCCGUAACAGGUUUCAUUACUUCUUCCUGGCUUUCGGUGCAAGCAUUUCCGGUUACAUGCACUACUUGAGGCCAGUUAUUUGUGUUGACGGUAGUCACUUGAAAAGGUCCAUACAAGGGUGCGCUUUUGCUGGCAACAGCCAAGAUGCCAACAAACAGAUUUAUCUCCUAGCAUGGGGGAUCAUCGAUGCUGAAACAAAUAGAUCGUGGAUGUGGUUUAUAUCGAACUUGAAAGAGCUUAGAGGCGAUUCAGAUGAAUUGGUUUUUGUUUCCGAUAGGAAAAAUAGUAUUUGUAAUUCCAUUGUUUACCUAUUUCCUCUGUCUCACCAUGGGUACUGUAACUGGCAUUUGGAGAAGAACUCAAUCCAGCGGUACAACAAUGCAAGUGUAAUAUUCCUAUUCAAACGAGCUGCAAGAACUUCUCGACUGGAAGAGUUCGAAAGACUUACAGGUCAGAUCCGCAGGGUAAGUGAAAGAGCUUACGGAUACUUGGAGCGAGCAGGACUCUCAUUUUGGUCACGAGCGCUAUUCCUUGGCCAACGAUACAACAUUUUGACAAACAACAACACACAAUCUUUGAACUCAAUGUUGAGCACGCCCGGUCAUUGCCGAUCACGUGCUUGGUUGAGCACAUUCGACAGACUAUAA